AUGGUGUUCCGUGGAGUGCCAUCGAAAGCCUGUCAACGAUGUAGAGAUCGGAGGCUAAAAUGUGAUCUGCGCAAGGAUUCCUGUAGCUCAUGUCUCCGAGCCAUAAUCCCUUGUUCGGGAUACCGGGAUACACGAGAACUUCGCAUUGCGGAUGAAAGCAAGGCCAUUCAGAAGAAAGUAAUUGCGGGAAUAUCGCCUCCAUCUGGACAAGACCUAUUUUGGCUCCCCCUUUCGCUCGAGGCCCAGGCAAGAGAUGCUUUUUUUGUGCACUAUGUGGCUGGUACCACAACCACCUGGGACUUUCUCAAGCUCUACUACCCGACGAGUCCGUCAGACCAUUUAGCGUUAAGUAUUGAUGCCGCAAGUCUUGCAUAUCUAUCACAUGAGAUGCACUCUGAGGCAGCAUCAGCAAUUGCGAAGGAGAAGUACGUCUCGGCCCUGCGCACCACGAGCAAGGCCGUUCAAUCCCCGGGCCUUGUUGCAGAAGAACCAACGCUACUCGCAUCUCUCGUACUAGAUCUUUUCGAGAAGAUUACGAAUGCAGAUUCCAAACAUAACGGGGCUUGGAAAAGUCAUGUUAACGGUGCUCUUGCGCUUGUUAGACUCCGCGGUCUCGACCAAUUCCAAGACCCAUCUGCAGUGAAAGUUCUAGUUCGUCUGAGUACCAACUUCAUCAUUACUGCCAUCGCAAGUGGUGAUCCGGUACCAAAUGAGUUGGUCACCCUUCGUGCAUAUGCUGGUAAGCAGCUAUAUGCUGUGGAUCCGAAAUGGCACCUGACAGAUCUCAUGAUACAUUAUGCCAACUUGCGAGCAAACAUAUUGAGAAGAAUUAUAUCCGUCGACGAGUACGUCAGGGCGUCUUUAAAGCUCGACUCGAAGCUCCAAUCACUUAGCAAUGAAAUGCCGGAAUCCUGGUUAUACAAAACCACGAUCCUAGACCACGAUUCGGAGGGGGUUUAUGAGCGUCGCUUUGAUGCUUAUAUUGAUCGACAUGUAACGCAAACAUGGAACGUCCUUCGUUUGAUCAGGAUUCUCCUAAACCAAUCUGUGCUCCAGUAUUGUCUUUGUUCUACUCAAAGUUCUAUCACCAAAACCGUCCCGUUACUAAUACAAACCACGAGUGACAUUAUCAUUGCAAUGGCGAGAGAUAUUUGCGCCUCCGUGCCGCAAUACGUUAAGUGUAAAGGUACAUAUAUGUAUCGUGCUGGACAUCAAUCUUCGUCUCCCGUCCAAGAAGUCGCCCCAUCAUCAAAAGAAAGUAACAACACUCCUGGUAAUUCUUGUCACAUUAACUCUGCAUCUCGAUUAUUAGAUAUCUACACCCUGAUAUUCUCUCUCUACAUCGUCGGAGGUGCAAGUAGCUUGACCAGCUUCAUGAAACCCUGGGUUAUCACACAAUUGCAUUACAUUGGCGAGCAUUAUGGAAUCCGCAAUGCAGAGCUCGUGGCUCGGAUUUUGGAAGAGGCAAAAGAUAUCAAUCCUUGGAGCGUGUAUACUUUGCUUGGAAGCUAUGCUUUUGUGGCCUGA
This is a messenger RNA of Lachnellula hyalina, 1527 nucleotides long. RefSeq lists its product as uncharacterized. The transcript is spliced from 2 exons. Gene Ontology annotation, molecular function: zinc ion binding; DNA-binding transcription factor activity, RNA polymerase II-specific. Lineage: Eukaryota; Fungi; Ascomycota; Leotiomycetes; Helotiales; Lachnaceae. Gene Ontology annotation, biological process: regulation of DNA-templated transcription. The record is from RefSeq and is a predicted model, not a curated record. The coding region runs from base 1 to 1527 and encodes 508 amino acids.